GCUAUUUAAGAUAUCAUAUUGUUCAUAACAAUUCUAUCGCUAUCACUUCUAUAGCUAUCAGCCAUAAUUGCUAACACUCCUCCGCUACCUUCAGCAGCUCAGACCGUAAUCCCUCUCGAAACGCCAGAUCUCAAUCCACAGCCAGUGUACCAGCUCAUUACAUCCAGCUCUAGCUCCUACCAACAGUAAGAAUCGCUAAUCGUUUUCAUUUCUCACUCAUCUUCCUUAGCCAUGUCCGGUUCUCCUCUUGUUCAAGGCGCCCUCGACAUCGACCCGUACCUCACCCCGUACGCGGCAGAUCUCCUCUCGCGCACAACCAAGGCCAACGCCUGGCUCGAAACCUUCACCUCCACCGAAGGCGGAAUUCUCAACGUUGCCAACUCCUACACGACGUACGGACUCCAUGCGGAUGAUGCAACCAAGACCAUCUCCUACAAGGAGUGGGCGCCAAAUGCAACCGCAGCGGCGCUUGUCGGUGACUUCAACGACUGGGACGGUACGCGCCACCUGAUGCAAAAGGACGCAUACGGAUGCUUCAACGUGCGCAUAGCGCCUGUCGCGGGCGACUUUGCCAUCGCUCACGAUUCGCGCGUAAAGGUACGGCUCACGUUACCGGACGGCUCCACCGUGGACCGCCUUCCUGCAUGGAUCUCUCGUGCAACGCAGCCGGACGCGACGCGCACGACUGAUCUCGUCUAUGAGGCGCGCUUUUGGAACCCCGAACCCGCCGCGCGCUACACGUUCCGCCACGAGCGCCCGCACAUCGCGUCCGCUCCCAAGAUCUACGAGGCCCAUGUCGGGAUCUCGUCGCCUGACCCAAAGGUCGCGCUGUACGACGAGUUUACCGACAACAUUCUUCCACUCAUCCACAAGCUCGGCUACAAUACCAUCCAGUUAAUGGCGGUAAUGGAACAUGCGUACUACGCGUCGUUUGGCUACCAGGUAACCAACUUCUUUGCCGUGUCUUCGCGCUACGGUACGCCCGAGCAGCUCAAGCGCCUCGUGGACACCGCACACGGCUUGGGGAUCCGCGUUCUCCUCGACGUGGUUCACUCACACGCGUCCAAGAACGUUGCGGACGGGCUCAAUCGCUUUGACGGCUCCGACCACCAAUACUUCCACGACGGCGCGAAGGGCGACCAUCCGCUCUGGGACUCCAAGAUCUUCAACUACGGCAGCUACGAGGUGCUCCGCUUCCUCUUGUCGAACCUCCGCUACUACAUCGACGAGUUCCGCUUCGACGGGUUCCGUUUUGAUGGGGUGACCCUGAUGCUUUACCAUCACCACGGGGCGGGAGAGAAGGGAGGCUUUUCGGGUGGCUACCAUGAGUACUUCAACCCGGAUGUGGAUGAGGACGCAGUGGUGUACCUUAUGCUCGCGAACCAGCUUGUGCGUGAGCUUGGCGCGCGCGAUGACUCGCAGUACCUCACAAUUGCGGAGGACGUUUCCGGCAUGCCGACACUCUGUCUCGCGCGCAACAUUGGCGGUGUUGGCUUUGAUUUCCGCCUCGCAAUGGCGCUCCCUGACAUGUGGAUCAAGCUUCUCAAAACCACCCAGGACCAGGACUGGGACAUGGGCGCGAUUGUACACACGCUUACCAACCGCCGCUGGCGCGAGCCUGUCAUUGCGUAUGCAGAGCUGCAUGACCAGGCACUCGUGGGCGACAAGACUCUCGCGUUCUGGUUGAUGGACGCACAGAUGUACACGCAUAUGUCGGUACUCAGCGAAUUAACGCCGGUAGUGGACCGUGGGAUGGCACUCCACAAGAUGAUCCGCGGCAUCACGCACGGGCUCGGUGGCGAGGGCUACCUCAACUUUGAGGGCAACGAGUUUGGCCACCCAGAGUGGCUCGACUUUCCGCGUGUGGGCAACGGCGACUCGUACCACUACGCACGCCGCCAAUUCAAUCUCGUGCGUGACGAUCUCUUGCGCUACAAGUUCUUGUGGCGCUUUGACGCUGCGCUCCAGCACCUCGACACAAAGUAUGAUUACUUGGGCUCUGACUCCACGUAUGUUUCGUUAAAGAACGAGAACGAUAAGGUGAUUGCGUUCGAGCGCAAUGGCUUGUUGUUUGUGCUCAACUUCCACCCGACCGAGAGCUUUGUGGAUUACAGGAUCGGUGUUAACGUGCCGGGUGUGUACCAGGUCGUGUUGAAUAGUGACGCGGAAGAGUUUGGCGGCCAUGCGCGUGUUUCGGCGGAAACGGAGUACUUUACCACAGAUAUGGAGUGGAAUGGACGUGCGAAUUUUGUUCAAAUUUAUUUGCCGAGCAGAGUUAUGUUGGUCUUCUCAAAGGUCAGAGAUUAGUGAGUGAACUUGAAAUCUGAUCGAAAUUCCGGUUUCUUUGGCUCUGCCUUUUAUGGUGUGCCUUUCCCGUACCCUGCACUUUCUCUUCUGUGCCUUUUUUUUCUUUUUGUCACCUACCAAUUUCCAGUAUGUAAUAUUGGUUCAUUUUUUUCUCUAUCAAAAUUGUUUUCCAUGCACUUAUUCUUUACUCGUUGAACUAUUCAUGACCAUGAUUCCCGUUAAUUGUAUCUAUUUAUGUUACAGGUGAUUCUCCUAUACUAGUUUAAACUGUAAUGUUCGGUUUACGGGCUUGACCGCACUAGCCUACCCUUUCACAGGACCUGCGCCUCAUUACCGCCAUUUCCAGCUUUGAAAAGUUAGGGAAGCAUAAGCCCGGCUGUAUG
Messenger RNA from Babjeviella inositovora NRRL Y-12698, 2690 nucleotides. RefSeq names its product 1,4-alpha-glucan branching enzyme (gene GLC3). Lineage: Eukaryota; Fungi; Ascomycota; Pichiomycetes; Serinales. Bases 232 to 2307 code for a protein of 691 amino acids. The transcript has a single exon. Gene Ontology annotation, biological process: glycogen biosynthetic process. Gene Ontology annotation, cellular component: cytoplasm. Gene Ontology annotation, molecular function: cation binding; hydrolase activity, hydrolyzing O-glycosyl compounds; 1,4-alpha-glucan branching enzyme activity. The record is from RefSeq and is a predicted model, not a curated record.